AUGCCGAACCGCUUGUGGCUUGAUAGCCAUCUUUACCGGUGGCCCCUACCAGGAGGAAAGCGAAAUGCGGAGGAGGAAGAGGAAGAUGAGGAGUCGGACGAGGAGGGAGACGAAGAAGAGAAUGAAGAGGAGGAUAAGGAAGAGGACGAGAAUGAGAAGAAGGACGAGGAUAAAGAGGAGUUGGAUGAGGAGUUGGAUAAGGAGUCGGACGAGGAUGAGGAUGAGGACAAGGACAAGGACAAGGACGGGAGGAAGAAGGAUAAGCGAAAGGAUAAGGAGGAAGUAAAGAAAGCAGGACAGGGUGAGAAAGAUAACAAGGAAAAGGACGGCGAGAAGAAAGCCGAUGAAGACACCGAUGAGGGUGAGGAGCAGGGCAUGGGAAUGCCAAAAAGUAAGCUGGGUGGAGAUACAUACGAUAACCAAGAUGUUUGA
Alternaria ventricosa is the source of this 432-nucleotide messenger RNA. RefSeq lists its product as uncharacterized. The coding region runs from base 1 to 432 and encodes 143 amino acids. Lineage: Eukaryota; Fungi; Ascomycota; Dothideomycetes; Pleosporales; Pleosporaceae. The record is from RefSeq and is a predicted model, not a curated record. The transcript has a single exon.